Medioppia subpectinata is the source of this 735-nucleotide messenger RNA. The record is from the annotation of a GenBank genome assembly. Lineage: Eukaryota; Metazoa; Arthropoda; Arachnida; Sarcoptiformes; Oppiidae.
GCAUUUGCCGAUGGCACGCACGACCUUGUCUGCAGCGUCGAUGAUAGUGCCGCCCAAAUCAAAUAUAACCUUCCAGCUGUCGGUGGUGUUUGUAACGCUAAUGAAGAGGCCCAGUGGCUAAUUGACCUGAUUGACAAAUACGAGAUAUUUGGCACGGGUCGACCUCUACCGGCCACUGAAGAGACAAUCAAAGCCUAUUGCGAUAAUGUGUUGAAAGAAUCCGAAUCCAACCAUCAAUUCGCAAACGAUUUGCACGUGGGACUAAAGAACGCGGCCUCGUUAAAGCCGGCGGUGCGCGAAAUUAUAAUCGCUGCCUCCCGACCCGAUUUCUACGAACGAUUUCUGUUGCUGUGCAAAAUUGACGUGGGUAAAGCCAAAAAGAUUAUCAAGCGCGUUAACGCGCGCAUGCAUGAGACCAAGCAAAUCAAAUGGGACGCCAUCGGGCACAUGUUGGAAGCGCUGGAGCCCGAUUCAAAAAUGUCACUUUCGCACGUAUUGUGCAUUGCCCGCACGUAUAUCACGAUUACAGCAUUAAUACACGAAGACAAAGAUGGUGUACGCGAAUAUGUGCGCAAUCGACUCAGAUAUUUUCAAAAUGACAUCGAAAAAGUUGAAGAGAUCACCAAGGUGAGAGCCGACUGGGACUGCGAGCUCCACGAGUACAAAAAGCCAACUAUCCCCUAUAAAUCCGCGUCCUACGUGUUAAUCAAGGUUCUUGAUAAAUUAAUUCCGUAG